This is a messenger RNA of Sphaeroforma arctica JP610, 618 nucleotides long. RefSeq lists its product as hypothetical. The annotation marks the transcript as partial. Gene Ontology annotation, biological process: poly(A)+ mRNA export from nucleus. The record is from RefSeq and is a predicted model, not a curated record. The transcript has 2 exons. Gene Ontology annotation, cellular component: nucleus. Lineage: Eukaryota; Ichthyosporea; Ichthyophonida.
AAGCGAUCAGCGUGCUGCAUAUACUGCUAUGAGCUAGACGACUUGAAGGAUUUAUGCCGUGUCAAGGGCCUGUCCAUCACUGGCAAGAAGGGCGAGCUGGUCGGUCGCUUGCUGUCCACAGGGGACAGUAGCGCGAAUACAAGUGGUGCCGUCAUCUACAACAUUUCCAUCGGCGGAAGCCACACCCAAGUAGCCACACACGCCGCGAAGGCGCCAUCGACCACCAAAUCCACACCCGUGUACGAGGCUAUGAAUCUUGACCAACUCAGGCAGGCAUGCAGAGAAAAGGGGUUGCAGGUAGGAGGCCGUAAGGACCAGCUACUCGCACGACUACACGCGGGACAGAAUGUACCGGCGGGUCCGUCAACGGCGACUAAUAAGCGUGAUGCGGCUGGAGAUUUUUCGAGGGUAGGGCCUGCGAAGAAAAUCAGGACCGAUUCUGUUGAGAGUGCCGGCGGGGUUGCACGCGGUGCUUCGGGUGUAAGUGGCUAUCAAGGCAACGGGAUGGACAGGUACUCACUCAUAGAAUCGCCACAUAAACAUUCACCGAUUGACAGGCGAGCCUACGGUAGUAAUAGUGCGACUGAUUGGCGAGACGAAUCGCGUGCCGCUUACUGA